Messenger RNA from Salvia miltiorrhiza (redroot sage), 2692 nucleotides. RefSeq names its product polyadenylate-binding protein-interacting protein 7-like. The record is from RefSeq and is a predicted model, not a curated record. The coding region runs from base 568 to 2280 and encodes 570 amino acids. The transcript has 6 exons. NCBI's taxonomy places the organism in Eukaryota, Viridiplantae, Streptophyta, Magnoliopsida, Lamiales, Lamiaceae.
ACGACAAAUAAUGAGAGAGAAAAUCUUGUGGUCUAAAAACCUAAAAAAAAUUGCAUUAAAAUUUAUUUGAGAAAGAAAACUGAGAAAGAAAAAGCAAAGGGGCAAAAAAGGAAUAAUAUUGGAGAUGGUAAGAAGAGAGAGAAAUGAAAAGCCUGAAUUAGAGAUAGAAAGAUAGAGAGAGAAGAAAAAGAUACAGCCCUCAGCUCAUCUCCCCUACCUCACUUCACAGCCUCAAGAAUCGUGAAAAAAUAAUUAGGAAAAAAGGGAAUCAAUUAGUUUUUUUCCAAUCCCGUUGCGAUAAUAGUGAUAUUUGAGGCCUGACUGUUUUCUAAAAUUUCAGUCUUUUGAAGCUCUGAAUCUUUGCAAAAUCCCAUCCUUUUCCUUUUUGUGUGGUUAUGGAUGCAUUCGACAUGGUUUCUUUUACCACGGGGCUGCGCAAAGGGUUCGGGUGAUCCACAUUCAAUACUACGACUUCAGUUGUUCAAUUAAGUUAUUUCUUUUCUCAUCUCUUUUAAGUGUAGAGCCAUUUUCCACCUAUCUGAAACACGGGAGUGAAACUAAUAUACAAUGUACUUGUCGGGAAAGGGAGCUUCUUCCGGUGACAAAAAUCUUGGUGCUUCAAAACCGACUUUGAACCCUAACGCCACAGAAUUUGUUCCUUUUGCUCUGAGAUCACCUGUAGCUGGCGCUAAUGGUGCGGAGGCAUCCUCAAAAUUUGUGAUGUCCGCAGCUUCUGCCCCAGGGAAAGGAAUAUUAGACAGAUCAGAGUCGUCAGUCUCGAAUAACUCUGAUGAUGAAGCGCAGCAAUACUGGCGCAAUCAGCUCCCGGAUGAUAUUACUCCUGACUUUAAGGUCAUGGGUAUUGAUGAUAAUCAAGGGGUCAACAACUUAUCGUUUUCAAGCCUAUCUUUGACUGAUACUAACGAAGGUUCAAGAUAUUCUUCUUCAAUAGGUAGUGGUUUUAUGUUGAAGGAACAACAAGGAUUAUCUCCUCGCCCUGUUAAUGGAAACAGUCAUGCCGAACAGCUGAGAUAUCCAGUCUCGUCCUAUGGGGAAUACCUGUCCCCUACAAGUUAUCAUUCAUCACUCUCUAAGCCUUGGGACCAACAGAUUGUUGGCAACGAUCAGCUUCUUGCAAGAGAAGGGACUGAUGGUGGGAAUCCAAGACACGGUCUUCUAGCUGACAUGUCAAGUGAGCAAUUGAUGCUGGAUAAUUCUGAUGUGAGCCCACUAGAGUUCUUGGCUUCACAAUUCCCUGGUUUCGCAGCUGAAAGUCUUGCAGAGGUUUAUUUUGCAAACGGAGGCGAUUUAAACCUAACAAUUGAGAUGCUUACUCAGCUUGAGCUUCAGGUUGAUGGUGGCUUAAAUCAGACUUUGACCUCAAAAACUGUAUCUGCUCCAAAUCUUAAUUCGAUGGAUUUUCCUGCACUCUCUGUGAGAGAUGGUCAAAACGAUUUAGCAAAAUUUACUGCUGAUGGUCUUCACCAAAAUGGCAGUCCCUAUCGCUCUCCAGAAAAGCAAGGCUCGUUGCUGUUCAGAUCCAAUUCUUUUGUUCCAUCAAGAGGUGCUACAGACUUUGCUUCGGCUGUCCGGAAAAUGGCACCUCAAGAUUCCAGCAUGUGGAAGUACGAGAGAAAUGGCUCUUCGGAUGCGAGCAUCGGAUCGAGUCGAAGCUCUCAAGUACUGGCAAGCUCAUACAACAGUGGCCAGGGGAGGGGCGUCUAUGGUGAUAGGUUCCAAAGCCGAGGAUCAGCUCGCUCAACUCCGGUCUGGCUUGAAACUGGAGAAGCAGUCGCAAAUAUGUACUCUGAAAUGCGGGAGGAAGCUCGUGAUCAUGCACGUGUGCGCAAUGUCUACUUUGAGCAGGCACGACAAGCGUACCUCGUUGGCAACAAGGCCUUAGCCAAGGAGUUGAGCAUUAAGGGACAGCUGCACAAUAUGCAGAUGAAAGCAGCUCAUGGGAAGGCACAAGAAACUAUUUUUCGCCAGAGGAAUUCCGACAUUCAGACAAACGGGAGGGAGCAGAUGAUCGACCUGCACGGUCUACACGUGAGUGAAGCCAUUCACGUCCUCAAGCGCGAACUGGCGGUGAUGAAGAACGCAGCCAGGUCGAUGGAUCAAAGACUGCUCGUCUACAUAUGUGUAGGAACAGGCCAUCACACGAGGGGGGCGCGCACGCCUGCCAGACUCCCGACUGCCGUCCAGCGCUACUUGCUGGAGGAGGAGGGUCUCGACUAUUCGGAGCCGCAGCCGGGGCUCCUCCGAGUUGUUAUAUACUGAGCCACGAAGGUAUAGGAGAUUUUUGACACACUGCAUUACUCAGAAAAUCAAUCAACCCAUCUGGGGGCAAAAAAAAAGGGUAAAAGAAGAGAAAAAAAAAAAGAAAUGGAAAUCUGUUGUAUCUGUAAAUGGGGGAAAAAAUCGUAGGAUACUUCUGCAGAAGGGUAAAAAAAGAACAAAAAUAAAAAAGCAAGGAUGUGGAAAGGUACGAGGAAAAACAGAUGUCUGUAUGAUUACUGUGUAGUUUGGCCGAAUCGUAGAAGAUGUUUUUGUAGUUGUCAGUGAUUUGCAUCGGCCUCUUUUUGUUGUUUUUGGUUUUAUGUUACAUUUUUUUUGGGGUUUAAAUAUGCAGAUGUAACUGAUAGAAUUCUUUCUCAAAUUUCUCCAAUCAUUUGGAGCUCUUCCUCACAAA